Molecule: messenger RNA, 1350 nt
Organism: Chanos chanos (milkfish)
Lineage: Eukaryota; Metazoa; Chordata; Actinopteri; Gonorynchiformes; Chanidae
Product: splicing factor 3B subunit 5
Exons: 3
Coding region: 11-1117 (368 amino acids)
Biological process (GO): neuropeptide signaling pathway; mRNA splicing, via spliceosome; sensory perception of pain
Cellular component (GO): precatalytic spliceosome; U2 snRNP; neuron projection
Molecular function (GO): neuropeptide binding; G-protein beta-subunit binding; morphine receptor activity
Source: RefSeq, a predicted model, not a curated record
AUAUACGAAAAUGAAAACUGCAACCAACAUCUACAUCUUCAACCUCGCUCUGGCUGAUGCGUUGGCAACGAGUACUCUUCCCUUCCAGAGUGUCAACUAUCUGAUGGGCACCUGGCCUUUUGGACAAUUCCUCUGCAAGAUUGUGAUGUCCAUCGACUAUUACAACAUGUUCACCAGCAUCUUCACUUUGACAACCAUGAGCAUCGACCGCUACAUUGCAGUGUGCCACCCCGUCAAGGCCUUGGACUUCAGAACGCCACGCAACGCCAAAAUCGUCAACGUCUGCAACUGGAUCCUGUCAUCUGCUAUUGGCCUGCCAGUCAUGGUCAUGGCCCGCACUACUUUUGAUCACCAUGGCAGCUUGGUCAUUAUCGACUGCACGCUCCUCUUCCCCCAUCCUUCCUGGUACUGGGAGAACCUGCUCAAGAUCUGUGUGUUCAUCUUUGCUUUCAUCAUGCCCGUGCUUAUCAUCACUGUCUGCUAUGGCCUGAUGAUCCUGCGUCUGAAGAGCGUACGAAUGCUCUCCGGUUCCAAGGAGAAAGACCGCAACCUGCGGCGCAUCACGCGUAUGGUCCUGGUGGUGGUUGCCGUCUUCAUCAUCUGCUGGACGCCCAUUCACAUAUAUGUCAUCAUCAAGGCUCUGGUCACCAUCCCCCACUCCCUGCUGCAGUCCGUCACUUGGCACUUCUGCAUUGCCCUGGGCUACACCAACAGUUGCCUGAACCCCGUUCUUUAUGCCUUCCUGGAUGAAAACUUCAAACGCUGUUUCCGUGAGUUCUGCAUCCCUAGUCCCUCAGUCCUGGAACUCCAGAACUCCUCACGUACUCGCCACCCACAACGCGAAGCCCAGUCCAGCGGCCACACAGUGGACCGAACCAAUCAUCAACUAGAACACCUGCAGUCCAAGUAUAUCGGCACUGGCCAUGCAGACACCACCAAAUGGGAGUGGCUGGUGAACCAGCAUCGAGACUCGUAUUGCUCCUACAUGGGCCACUUCGACCUGCUUAAUUACUUCGCCAUCGCUGAGAAUGAAAGCAAGGCUCGUGUGCGUUUCAAUCUGAUGGAGAAGAUGCUGCAGCCCUGCGGCCCACCCGCUGACAAACCAGAGGAUGCAUAGACAUUGUGGACUACAUUUGGACUCUGAUUGGACACCUGUAGAGCUGCUUGAUUACCUAAAUCAAUCUGUCAGUAGUAUAUAGGUCAUGUUUGAUUGGAUCAGUGUGGGUUCUUUUUUUUUUUUUUUUUUCCCCCAAGCAUAUUUGUAGCUUGCCAUUUGUGAGAUACUCUCUGCACAGAACACAUUUUAUAAAACCUUGAAGUUUUUUAAUUAAAUGCUUUUUCUGAUGAGAA